AAUUGGAGCGUUUGCGUCGCCUCGCCUUGUUGUGAUCUUUGUGCGGAUUGAACGGGACCGAGCAGCAGAAUGGGACCAGUGGAGCUCCUGCACAUGUCCGUCUUCUCUCAGAGCUUCUCUCCCUGCGGACGCUUCCUGGCGGCGGGAAACAGCUACGGGGAGAUCGCCCUCUUCAGUCUGUCUGCAGCUCUGAGUCCAGACGCCACAGCACUGAGUCAGAAACCGGUUCUGACCUUCACGGCUCACGAAGGUCCGAUCUUCUCUCUUCUCUCCACCGACUGUUUCCUGUUGAGCGCCGGAAACGGAGAAGUCAGCGCCUGGAGCUGGACUGAACUCAUCAAGAAGAACGUCAAACCUCUGUGGACGAAAAGACCAAACUACAAGUCCAGCCUUGAGAUUCCAGAGAUCAACUCGAUGAUGGUUCAGUCCAGAGACAACAGUCUGGUCAUCGGUGGAGGAGACAACAACGUCCACAUCCUGGACCUGGAACACGGAGUCUUCAAGUCUGUCCUGCAGGGCCACACGGACUACGUCCACUGUGUGAGUGUGAGGGAGCGGGAGGCGGAGAUCCUGUCGGGGAGUGAGGACGGAGCCGUGAGGAUCUGGGACAGCAGGACCGGACAGUCUGUCCACUGCAUCGAGGUCUACAAGUACGAGACCUGUGCCCGGCCUCAGUUCGGGAAGUGGAUCAGCUGCUUGACGACCGACUCUGAUUGGAUGCUGUGUGGCGGAGGUCCGUCUCUGUCCCUGUGGCACCUCCGCUCUCUGUCUCCCACCUCCGUCUUCCCUCUGACGGGCUGCCAGCGACAAGCCGCCUUCCACCAGGACAUGAUCCUGGCGGUGGGGGACGGUGCGUGCGUGUCUCACUGUCGGCUGGGGGGGGAAGUCAAAGCUCAGAUCCCGAGUUCUCUCCAGAGCGUCAACACGCUGCAGCUCAACGCCAACAGCUCCGAGCACCAAGUGCUGACAGUCGCAGGAAGCAGUGACCACAUCGACGUGUUCACCAACCUGUCGUACAAAGCCUUCUCACUCAGCUUCUGAACCCACACACACUCUUUCACUGUGAAGAUAAUAAAAUAUUUUUGUCGUUUUA
Messenger RNA from Limanda limanda (common dab), 1093 nucleotides. RefSeq names its product THO complex 6 (gene thoc6). Gene Ontology annotation, biological process: mRNA export from nucleus. Lineage: Eukaryota; Metazoa; Chordata; Actinopteri; Pleuronectiformes; Pleuronectidae. Gene Ontology annotation, cellular component: THO complex; transcription export complex. The coding region runs from base 70 to 1041 and encodes 323 amino acids. The transcript is spliced from 13 exons. The record is from RefSeq and is a predicted model, not a curated record. Gene Ontology annotation, molecular function: protein binding.